AUGGCUCUGUGGUCCGCUCUGUCCGUCCUGUGCGUGACGCUGACGUGGGCCGCGGCUCACGCUACGCGCACGGCUGUGGUACUGGAAUCCCCCGCUCUGCAACAGACGCACUCGAAGUUCUUCAGGCUGCUCGAAGCCCGAGGCCAUGAACUGGACUUCUUCACGGGCGACAAGCAGGACAAGGAGCCGUUGCUGGAGCUGGAACGCUAUGGAGAGCGCACUUACGACAACCUGGUGCUCUUCACGCCCCAGAAGGCGCUGGGGUCGCUACGCAAGUCGGACUUGCUGCACUUUGUCGAAGAAGGCGGGAACGUGCUGCUGUCAGCCAGCAAGAAGCUCACAAUGGUGCAGCGAGACUUUGCACUGGAGUGCGGCAUUGAGUUUGAGAAGAAGGGUAACGUGGUGCUGGACCACGUGCAAGCGAUCGCGGACGACAACGAUAUCUACAACUCGGUGAUUGCUGCCAAAGACUUUGUGGCCUCGGAGCGCGUGGUCGGAUCGCUGGCGACCAAGCCUAAACCCGUGGCGUUCUCUGGUAUCGGCAUGUCGCUGGAGCCCACCAACAUUCUGGCUUUUCACGCGCUCAUGGCGCCCGCCAGCGCGUAUUCUGCUAACCCGGUCAAGCCCAUCACGAGCAAAAUUGUAUCGAACGAUCUACUGUUUGGCAACCAGAUUGGUCUUGUGGCGGCCGUGCAAGGACGUAACAACGCACGUCUUGUCUUUUCGGGCUCCCUGGAUCUUUUCAGCGACAAGUACCUUGACAAUGGAGAGUUUGCAAACGCCGAGUUUGCCGAUGCUGUGACCAAGUGGGCCUUUCAGGAGAGCGGUGUGCUACGCAUGACCAACGUGAAGCAUCAGCGCGAAGACGGAUCGCAACCUGCCAAGAUGCUGAGUGACGCUCACCGUGGCGACCAGCCGAUUACACUGUACCCGGAUGCUGAAGUCGCACGUGACUCGCUUGUGUACCGCGUGAAAGACAACCUCACCUAUUCGUUUGACUUGCACGAGCUGAAAAACAAGAAGUGGGUGCCGUACAAGGCCGACGACGUGCAGCUGGAGUUUGUGAUGCUGGACCCUCACGUACGCACGACAAUGGUGCAUGACAACAGAGGUCAUUUCCACGUGACUUUCCAGUCGCCUGACGUGUAUGGCAUCUUCCUCUUCCGUGUACUGUACCGCCGCCUGGGACUAUCGACGAUUUACUCGACGACGCAAGUGUCGUUGCGCCCAUUCAAGCACGACGAGUACGAGCGCUUCAUUCCGGCUGCUUUUCCGUACUACGCCUCAGCCUUCUCGAUGAUGGCCGGUGUGUUCCUCUUCAGCGUGUACUUCCUCUUCCACGAAGGCAAGAAGUAG
Messenger RNA from Hyaloperonospora brassicae, 1356 nucleotides. NCBI's taxonomy places the organism in Eukaryota, Oomycota, Peronosporomycetes, Peronosporales, Peronosporaceae. The record is from the annotation of a GenBank genome assembly.